GUGAAGUUUCCUAAAAAAAAAAAAAAAUUUGACUGAAGUUGAAAUUCUAGUUGACUGGGUGUCAACUUCUACAAACUUUGUUAUCUCUUGUAUGUUCUUUUAAGGAAUCAAAACUGUCUGCUACUGACAAUUCUUUUGUAUUUUUGGAUGGUGGGGGACUGUGUUCAGAAACCUCUGGUGCUGUGCAGAAGACUAGUGAAAAUUUUAAGGAAAAACUAAGAAAGCUUGGAGGGCUUGAUGCUGUCUUUGAAACCAUCUUGAAUUGCCUGUCAGAUUUGGAGGUGUGAGCUUGUACCUUCGAUUUCAUUUAUGCUUAACUAUAUUGUUUACUGCUACUUUUGUUGUAUUAUUAGCUUGGUGAAUUUGCUACUUUCUCAUUUGCUUGGACUGAAAAGAAACUUGAGUUCUCGGACAACCCCAUUUUUUUUUGUUGAGCUGGUUAUCACUCUUGUCAAGAUUCUCUCAGAUCUAUUUUUACGUCAGAAUUCUUCUGUAACAUCCAAUAAAUGCCAGCGACGGGAUCCUUUUUCUAUGAGAAGUCAUGAUUCUGAUUUGGAUUUGCUCACAGACCAAAAGGAGAAUGGGACUGUAUUCAGUAAUUCCACUGGAAUGUACUGUGAUAUGGAGAGAGACUCUUCUAUGAAGAAUUUUAAACUUCCACGGAAGAGUUGGCUCUCAAAAUGUUCUCAGUUGAAAGGAUCACUAUCCACUGCUGAAACUCCCAGCAAUUCAAAGACUUUCAGUACUGAAUCUUGUUGUGCUGUUGCAUCAACUAGUGGUUCAAAUAGUAAAACAUCCAUGGUCGACGUUGAUGUUUUAGACAAUAGCCGAGAUCCAUUUGCAUUUGAUGAGGAUGACAUUGCACUCUCUAAGUGGGACCAGCUGUCAGGGAAUAAAAAAACAUCUCAUUCUAAAAGAUUUGAGAUGACAAACAGAGAUUUUGAAGAUGGAUGUCAAUCUCAGACAAAUGGGAGUCAACGAGUGUUGAAUAACAAAUGUUCCAGCUCUUACAUCAGUCAUGAAGCAGGUUCCAGCCUUCUCACCAAUUGCCUUCUUACUGCAGUUAAGGUGCUGAUGAAUUUGACUAAUGAAAACCCUGCUAGCUGCCAGCAAAUUGCUGCCUAUGGAGGACUGGAAACUAUGCCUUUGAUAAUUGCUGGUCAUUUCCCUUCUUUCAGCUCAUUACCGUUUUCCUUUGUUCAGAUAAAAGGAAAUACUUCCAAAAUUCCAAAAGACCAUCAACGUGAUAGGCAUCUCACUGAUUUCCUUGUUGCUAUUCUGGGGCUGCUUGUAAACCAGGUAGAGAAGGAUGGUCAUAACAGAUUACGGCUUGCAGCAGCCACUGUUCUGCUACCCACCUCAAAAGGCUUGGGCCAGGCGCAAAGGGGUGUUAUUCAAUUGCUGUGCUCUAUUUUCUUGGCUAACCAAAGUGGAGGUGAUGGAGUUGAGGAAGAUAAAUGUAUAACUCUGGAUGAUGAGGCAGCUGUUCUACAAGGUGAAAAAGAAGCUGAGAAAAUGAUUGUGGAAGCUUAUUCAGCUCUGCUUCUAGCCUUUCUUUCCACAGAAAGCAAAAGCGUCCGCAAAGCAAUUUCUGACAAUCUUCCACAUCACAACUUGUCUACUCUUGUGCCUGUGUUGGACAGAUUUGUGGACUUUCAUUUUGCCAUGAACAUGAUUUCUUCAGAGACUUAUGAAGCUGUUUGUGAAGUCAUUGAAUCAUGUAGAGUUACAUGAAAGUUCAGCAAAUGUAAAACUCUGUACAGCCACAGAUUGCUUUAGAUGACUGAGGAAAUGAGGCUUCAACUCACUUCAUUAUACUGACCAUUCUUUUCUGCAUUGUUUCCAUUUUGCAUUCUGGAUAAAUAAUUCCUCCUUAUUUUUACUUCACCAACUCGGUGAUGCUUAUAUCCUUGUAUACAAAACUUUGAUCCUGGAAAUUUUUUAGUAUAGUUUCUGUAAUCAAUAGUGGCAUUCUUGUUUAUUCAUUCACUUUCUUGUAUCAGAAGCUUAGUAAGAAAGUCUACAUUCUCUGUUUCCUCAUGUGAAGAUUAAUUGGUCUUACUUUACUUAACUGGUAUUUUUCUUAAAACCUAGUUUUUUGCUGUCGAUUGUAAUUGAUUGUGAGAUUCACUCUUCGAUUUCACAACAUUGUCAUACAAAAUUUACUUUUUUUCAUAAAUAUUUUCACAUAUAAAUGAGAUAAUUCAAUAAUAAAGAAAAAUGUACAAGUUAUAAUUUUGAUGUUAUUUUAUCGUAGUGAUGCAACGUUUCAUUCUUAGAGACAUGAGAUUUGUAGGUUGUGUUUUUUAGGCUUUUUCAUCCGUCAAUCAUGGUCAUUUUGCGCGCAUCUCAACCGU
Molecule: messenger RNA, 2357 nt
Organism: Lotus japonicus
Lineage: Eukaryota; Viridiplantae; Streptophyta; Magnoliopsida; Fabales; Fabaceae
Product: wings apart-like protein 2
Exons: 8
Coding region: 310-1734 (474 amino acids)
Biological process (GO): regulation of chromosome condensation
Source: RefSeq, a predicted model, not a curated record